UUAGGCUAUGAACCGAAGAUAGAAUUAUCCGCUGCUGAUCUUCGUCAUGUUUUCCAUGACAAUAUCCACAGAGUGAGGCCGGGCAGAGUUUUGGAGUAGUCGAGACGCCAUUAACAGCAGCAACAAGCGAUUAUUACGAGGAUAAGGUCCAGCGAUGGUUGCUCUAAAGUACAUCUCCACUUCCUAAUCACGUGGUUAUGCGUCUGGCAUCGCUUGCGCCGAUCAUUGCUGUGAACUCGGAUUCGGAUUUUGCAUCAUCCUCUCUCUUUUUCUCCUAUAGAGGUGCUAAUUACCGAUUCGUCGGAGAUACGAGUAGAUUCUAACUGAUUCUAAGAAAGUUAUGGCUGAAGAAAAGGAAUCGACCUCGGUUCCUCUUAGUCAAGUUGAUAAUGGUGGUCAGGAUCCCGAGGAUCCUGUCAAAUCUCCUCCAAGUUCUCCCAACUCCUCCACUCGUAAGGCUUGCUAUUAUGUUCUCCAAAGUUGGGUGUCAAAGAAGUUUAUGACUGGAUGUGUGGUUCUCUUCCCUGUUGCUGUUACCUUUUUUGUUACAUGGUGGUUCAUUCAAUUUGUUGAUGGUUUCUUUAGUCCACUUUAUGAGCGGCUUGGAGUUGACAUAUUUGGACUUGGGUUCAUAACAUCUCUACUCUUUGUAUUCUUCGUUGGUAUAUUUGUCUCAUCAUGGUUGGGUGCUACACUCUUCUGGCUUGGAGAAUGGUUCAUCCAGCGAAUGCCUUUUGUCAGGCAUUUAUAUUCAGCCUCCAAACAAAUAAGUGCAGCAAUUUCUCCUGAUCAAAACACUACAGCUUUCAAAGAAGUUGCAAUUAUUCGUCACCCCCGUGUCGGUGAAUAUGCAUUUGGCUUUAUUACUUCUACCGUUACCCUUCAGAGAGAGAAUGAAGAUGAAGAGUUAUGUAGUGUUUUUGUCCCAACAAAUCAUCUAUACAUUGGGGAUAUAUUCCUCGUUAAUUCAAAGGACAUCAUAAGACCAAACUUAUCUAUACGGGAAGGAAUAGAGAUUAUCGUUUCCGGUGGCAUGACGAUGCCACAAGUUAUUACUCCAUUGGAGAGAGUUGAUAGACAGGCUGAGAGAAUAACUUUGAACAGACUGAAGUAAAGGGCAUGGAGAAAAUGAGAGAUCCCUGGUAAUUAUAGGAGGCAGUUUCUUAUCCUAUAAAUAGUAAGGAAGUUGUAGUAGUAGCCUUAUGUGACAGGGAAGAAAGGCUUGUUGGGGAGGUGAACCAUUUUGCCUAUCUUGAAUUUUUGUGUUCAAGUGUGAGUCAUAAAUGGUGGUUCUUGAUUUGUUAGUACGUUUAUUGAUGUGCUUGUAGAAUCAGGUGCUGAUUGGGUGUGUUUGUUGUAGUAUCCUCAUAGUAAUGAUAGAAAGCCUUUGAUGGAAGACACAAGAUCUCUUUGAUAUUGGUUACUGUUUCUCAAAUGAAAAAGGUUGAAACAAAACAAGAAACGAAACAGUUAUCAAA
Molecule: messenger RNA, 1478 nt
Organism: Momordica charantia (bitter melon)
Lineage: Eukaryota; Viridiplantae; Streptophyta; Magnoliopsida; Cucurbitales; Cucurbitaceae
Product: protein LIKE COV 2
Cellular component (GO): Golgi apparatus
Source: RefSeq, a predicted model, not a curated record